Molecule: messenger RNA, 2160 nt
Organism: Exophiala viscosa
Lineage: Eukaryota; Fungi; Ascomycota; Eurotiomycetes; Chaetothyriales; Herpotrichiellaceae
Product: fungal-specific transcription factor domain-containing protein
Exons: 4
Coding region: 1-2160 (719 amino acids)
Biological process (GO): positive regulation of transcription by RNA polymerase II; DNA-templated transcription
Molecular function (GO): zinc ion binding; DNA-binding transcription factor activity, RNA polymerase II-specific; sequence-specific DNA binding
Source: RefSeq, a predicted model, not a curated record
AUGGCAGGUGUUCUCAGGGCUGAGGAUGAUGCUCCUUCUCCGAGACGUAACAAACGGCCUAGGGUCCUUGUGGCAUGCCAGAGGUGUAAAAGCAGGAGACAAAAGUGCGACAAUGCUUCUCCAGCCUGCUCAAAUUGUGCCCGGUCAGGUGUUUCAUGCGUGUAUGCAGAGAAUGCAUAUCCAUCCUCAUAUGUCAAAAUGUUGGAGGACAGAUUAGGGAUGCUCGAAGCACAAUUGGGCUCUCCCAGUCAGGUCUCUGAACGUGAAGAGCUUCAUAGCCUCACCCAACCAUCCAGGGCUCGCCACAAUCCGACGUUGCUGACGGAGCAGCCAACAAGAUCAUCUCCGUCAAAUCGUCUCACCCUCGGUCUUGGUGUUCUAUCCUCGGUCGCAGCUGCUGAGCCUCACUACUUCGGCUCUUCGUCGGGGUUGAGCCUCGCCCACUUCGUUCAAGCGGCCAUAGAAAGCGGUACACAUGAUGGAUCGGAAGUAUCCCUUCCUUUAUUGGCUGAUCGUCCUUUCUCGAAUCACGCGCCUUCCUCUCAAACGCCAUUGGCUCCAAUUCCAGCGCCGAAGGUGGGCAGCAGAUACAUCAGGGCUUAUCUGGCAAGUGUACACCCAUUGUACCCUUUCCUGGACAGAAGAGCACUUUGGGAGAGCCAACGCCAGCAUAGUAGCUUCCAUGCAGACUCAUCACCAGACUCACGUCUGGACCUCGCAGUCCUCCACUUGGUUUAUGCCAUUGGCUCUCGCUGCCUCGAGCUUCUAGGGUCGACCAACGUCGCAAAACAUACUCCUCAAGGCCACUUUCUGGCGGCGAUGAAGUACGUACCUGAAGCCAUGACAUGGACCAGCAUACGCUCGAUUGAGGUCACUUUGCUGCUGGGACUACACUCAAUGCGGUCGCCGUCAGGGACAAGUGUCUGGCAUUUAUGCGGCCUCGCCUUGAGACAGUGCCUGGAGCUGGGCUUGCACAAGCAAAGAGUUGUCCCCCCUCACCAGCUAGUCCAGGAUCAGAAGCGCAAAAGACUCUUCUGGAGCGCAUUCAUCUUCGAAAGGAAGACAGCACUUGUGUUGGGCAGGCCCUUUGCCAUAUCGGACAAGGAAAUAGAUGCAGAUUUACCCUUGGAGGUGAAUGAUGAUGAAGAAGACAUCGAGCAACUGGACGCAGCGCGACAAGCACAGCCCUCAAGUGGUGACACUGACUCCCGUCAUACGAGCAUGAGCCUUCACAGAUACCACAUCCUGCUGUACCGCAUUCACACGAAGAUUCGUUUUACCUUGCACGCUUUGAAGAACUCGCACAAGGCUGGCAAAUUGCGAGACAAAAUUGCGCUUCGAUUCCAAGAACUUGAAGAAUGGAAAGGAUGUGUUCUUGACCAUUACUCGAAGACAGAACUGCUUCUCGAAUACAACAAGGCUCGCAGAUCUCUACUGCAGCCACUCAUGACCGAAGGACAAGGUCAUUACACAUUUGGUCCGCCGGAGUAUGCUGCAUGCGUUGAUGCAUCUGGCCAGAUCUGUCAGCUCUACAGACGUCUUCAUCGGCUGUCUCCCGUGCCGUUCACGCUGAGAGAUCUGCAUGCAGUGUUUGUCGCAGGGUUCACAUUGAUCUAUUGCAUCUGCAAUAGGCCGUCUCUGUACGACGCUCAUCGUGCUGCCGACAUUGGAGCAUGCUCGACUGUUCUGUAUGUCAUAAGCGAGCAAUGGACGAGCGCCAGAAAGUACCGUGAUGCGUUCGAGAUGGUGGUGGAGAAGAUGAUCGAGCGCACUAGGAGCGCAGCUCAAGAUCAAGCCGUACUUAGCAAUGAUACACGACGUGAUACAAGGAGUACCAAGCCACGUCGCCAACGUGGUGCAAAAGCACAUCGUGCUCAACCGGACCCCCCAGAUUAUCUUGCGCCCCCUUCUGGUCCUGCUGUGCAUAAUGCAGCCAGCUAUGUCGACCAGGAGGCCUCUCGGACUCAGGAGCAGGCAGAUAUUGGUGCUGGCCAGCCAUUGAUCCAAGCUUCAUUUGGGUCUCCACGUUUCGCAGACGAUCUCACUCCCAGCGCUCUUGACGGAUUCGGAUUCGGGCUCGAUCUUGAUUUUGAGUACGACGAAAUUGGAAACCUUCUUACAAAUGAAGGUCUGGACUGGUUCACUGAUGCUGUUCUAUGA